CAAAGGUUGAGACGUUGUCAGUAGCGUCCGCAACUACUGUAGCUGUCCGCCUCGCUCGCGCGGCUGAAGCCCCAUCCCAUUAAAGUUACUAGCGCGAAUCUGGGACUUUCGUGGGUUCUCAAAAUUGUUGCGCCUCACGCGGGUAGCCAAUAUUCGAGUACAAACGACCCUCACGCAACAACUUCCUCCAACUCCUCCCAACUCCCACGACUUCUCAAUCUCCUGCACUGAAAACAUGUCGGCCGAAAAGCGCCCAGCGGAGGAUUUCGGGUCCAACCAACUCGUGGUUAAGAGGACAAAUCGCCAGGACUCGACACAGCUCGCAUUCAAGAACAACGCUGGUAAUGGCGCGCUCAUCCAAGCACAACCGCGUACGAGCGGGCUACAAGCUCCCGUGAUGGAGCUGACGGGGCAUUCUGGCGAAGUGUUUGCGGCCAAGUUCAACCCAGAGGGCAAUUACAUAGCAUCGGGGUCCAUGGACCGGUCAAUUAUGUUAUGGCGGACCUACGGAGACUGCGAAAACUACGGCGUACUCAACGGACAUAAGGGCGCCGUCCUCGACUUGCAUUGGUCGCGCGACUCGCGAGUGCUGUUCUCUGCGUCCGCCGACAUGCAUCUGGCCUCGUGGGACCUCGAAACGGGAAUGAGGAUACGAAGACACGUGGGACACGAGGGGAUUAUCAAUUGCAUGGAUGUGAGCCGGCGCGGUAAGGAGCUCCUCAUCAGUGGCAGCGAUGAUGGAUGUAUUGGGAUAUGGGACCCGCGUACGAAGUCCGCCGUCGACUUCAUCGAAACGGACUUCCCCAUCACGGCGGUAGCGCUGUCGGAGGCGGGCAACGAGCUGUAUAGCGGCGGCAUCGAUAAUGAUAUCAAGGUGUGGGAUACGAGGAAGAAGGCGGUGGUGUACUCCAUGCUGGGGCAUAAUGAUACUAUUACGUCGCUGCGAGUGAGCCCGGAUUCUCAGACGCUGCUGUCGAAUUCUAUGGACUCUACGGUCAGGACUUGGGAUAUUCGUCCGUUUGCGCCGGCGCAUAGGAAUGUCAAGACAUUUGAUGGCGCGAAUGUAGGAAUUGAGAAGAACCUCAUACGGGCGAGUUGGGACAAGGAUGGCAAGAAGAUUGCGGCCGGCGCGGGCGACGGCACAGCUGUGGUCUGGUCGAAUGAUACUGGGAAGCUGCUGUAUAAGUUGCCAGGCCACAAGGGAACGGUGAAUUGCGCAGAGUUCUCUCCGGGACCUGAACCGAUCAUUCUCACCGGUUCAUCUGAUCGCAACCUCCUCCUCGGCGAACUGAAGUGAUAACCGGUUGACGCGAUGACGUUUAAUGGAUGAGAAGGAGCCGACGUUUCAAGGUGCAAGGGUUGCAACGUGGGGAAUUACAGAUACUGUAUAUUGGCAAGCAUAUAUCGACCCCGUGAGGACAUGUGGGAGCAUCACGGUUACAUACCGAGGCUAUAGACCAGGGGAGUGAUAUGGAAUCACCUUGCCCUCGAUUAUCCAGACCUAGAUGCGGCCUUUCCAUCUUCCAACAGGGAAGUUCAAGACGGAGGAGAGUCUCUUUCUGGACAGCGCAAGUUUCGCGGGAAAAUGAGAAAAGGCGGCCGCAAAAGUGGCUUGGUCACGACGCAUAAUACACAUUACCAUCCCUGAAGAUAACUAGAGUAUUAUACACGAAUUGGCAAUCCCAAUCUCUGGCAAUAAACUUUUUGAUUUUACGAUCCAUCCGUAGCUAAAUUCUGGCGUAGGUAGUCCAUGGUAUUGUGGUAGCAGA
This is a messenger RNA of Pseudogymnoascus destructans, 1769 nucleotides long. RefSeq lists its product as uncharacterized. NCBI's taxonomy places the organism in Eukaryota, Fungi, Ascomycota, Leotiomycetes, Thelebolales, Thelebolaceae. The transcript has 3 exons. Bases 236 to 1297 code for a protein of 353 amino acids. The record is from RefSeq and is a predicted model, not a curated record. Gene Ontology annotation, cellular component: catalytic step 2 spliceosome. Gene Ontology annotation, molecular function: RNA binding; protein binding.